UUGAAUCUAACUAUCAAAGGUCUGCCUCGAGAUGACAAUACCUCCUACACCUGUGUGUUCAGCUUUCCUACCGGUGAUCAGAUUUUAUCCCCAGCUGUUCAGUGGAGUAUUGGUAUUGAGUGUAGAAAUCCUAAUGUUGAAAAUCUUAGCGUGAACUUUAACAGCAGUCUGGGAUAUAUCAACGUAAGCUUGGGUAUUUUGUCUGUGGAGACAGACCAGGUGAUUGUUUCAUCACCUUAUCUUUUCUACAACUGCAGUAGUUUUACAAGUUGUGCCAGAUGUGUUGACAACAUUUUCUGGUGCGACUGGUGUAUCACAGAAAACAAGUGUCAGUACAACAUAGAUCAGUGUUCUGGGGAGAAAGUUGGUUGUCAAAAAGCACGUAGAAUCAGACAAGGGAAGAGUUUUUGUCCAAUGGUGGACGCAAGUCAGACCGGUCCCUUAUUGGUAGUACAGAAUCAAAAUAAAACAAUCGUCAUUCAAGGAAAGAAUUUCCCAGAACCAGACAAAUAUAGAGGACAAAUACAGUUACCAUCAAGGAUACUAUAUGUAAAUGGUAGAAGAAUUUCAAGUACUCAAUUAAAUUUCAUUAUCGGCAAGAUUGAAGACGCCUUACCCUUUGGUAUAUAUGAAGCAAGCAUGAAAGUACUGUGGACAGAACAUGAAUUUAACAUUGAAGCAAACCAUUUAACAUUGACUUUGUACAGCUGUCCUGACCAAGCACUAGCAGACUGUACCUUCUGUAAGAAUCUGGCGCUCAGUAAUCCUGCAAUGAAUUGUAAAUGGUGCAGUGAUCAAUGUGUCUACAGUCUACACAACUGUUCAGAUUCAUUAUGUCCAGUCCCAAUAAUCAACAGUGUAAGGAAAUGAGUAAUUUUGUAACAAAUCAAAUGUAUAAUUUGCAAAAAGAUCGAAAUUCAUUCAAGCAUC
This is a messenger RNA of Saccostrea cuccullata (small rock oyster), 930 nucleotides long. Its product is annotated as plexin-B-like. Gene Ontology annotation, biological process: regulation of cell migration; semaphorin-plexin signaling pathway involved in axon guidance; motor neuron axon guidance. The annotation marks the transcript as partial. The record is from RefSeq and is a predicted model, not a curated record. The transcript has 7 exons. Gene Ontology annotation, cellular component: semaphorin receptor complex; plasma membrane. NCBI's taxonomy places the organism in Eukaryota, Metazoa, Mollusca, Bivalvia, Ostreida, Ostreidae. Gene Ontology annotation, molecular function: semaphorin receptor activity.